Molecule: messenger RNA, 1282 nt
Organism: Xiphias gladius (swordfish)
Lineage: Eukaryota; Metazoa; Chordata; Actinopteri; Istiophoriformes; Xiphiidae
Gene: cnbpb
Product: CCHC-type zinc finger, nucleic acid binding protein b
Exons: 6
Coding region: 471-956 (161 amino acids)
Biological process (GO): positive regulation of cytoplasmic translation
Cellular component (GO): cytoplasm
Molecular function (GO): zinc ion binding; single-stranded RNA binding; mRNA binding
Source: RefSeq, a predicted model, not a curated record
CUGCGCAGCAGCGGCGCAGCAGCGCACCCACGAACUCACCGCCACCACCGCCGGACUGGACCGAGCUAUGAUCGGAUAACGCACGGUGAAGGGAAGAGAACAUGACGGCAACAAAACGGGUCACAGCUGGACCCACUUCAAACGUAACGCUGCCGUGUGUAGUAACUUACUGUCGGGAGAGAAGCGGCGACAAAACCAGUGGGAAGAAAACCACAAACCUGAAGAGACACCUUCAGGUUCGACACACAGAAACUGAGGACGCAGACCUGACUGGACUAACACCUUUACAUAAGUCCGUCGUUCAGGCGGGACAGACUCUGAGGGCCACACGACCAGCCGACAUCAAACCCGGGAUGUCGCUCCUUGAGGAGCCGCUGUUUUCAAACAGUUCUCUGGAGACCUUGUCCUCUGCCUAUCCCUGAGCAUGGGGGACACAGUCCUCUCGGUUCCGUUCAGCCGUCGUCGUGGUGAUGAGCAGUAAUGAGUGUUUCGGUUGUGGCCGCAGUGGCCACUGGGUGAAGAACUGUCCGAGCGCCGGCCGAGGACGAGGGAAAGGUCGCGGCAGAGGCAAAGAUCUGUUCUGUUAUCGCUGUGGGGAGCUAGGACACGUUGCCAGAGACUGUGAGAGGACUGAGGAUGCCUGCUAUAACUGUGGCAGAGGAGGUCACAUCUCCAGAGACUGCAAGGAGCCGAAAAAGGAGCGAGAGCAGCUGUGCUACAACUGUGGGAAGGCCGGACACAUGGCGCGGGACUGCAACCACGCCCACGAGCAGAAGUGCUACUCCUGCGGUGGCUUUGGACACAUCCAGAAAUGCUGCGAGAAGGUCAAAUGCUACAGGUGUGGGGAGAUCGGCCAUGUUGCAGUGCACUGCAGUAAGGCGUCUGAGUUGAACUGCUAUAACUGCGGGAAGUCGGGUCACCUGGCCAAGGAGUGUACCAUUGAAGCCACCGCCUAGCUGCUGCACCCCCCCACCCCCACCCCCACCCUCUUUAAUCUCUUCUUUCUUUCUCUUUAUUCAUCCCUCUGAUCCUCCUCUUCUCAUUGGUCCAGAGGCCUGUCAGUCAGCCUCACAGCAGCCAGUCAGAGCGGGCAGCGGGAGGAGGAGGGGCGGACACUAAAAAAACAAAAGUUUCUUCUACAUUUCUUAAGAACAAACAGAAUCUGUGUUUUUAGUUUGGUAGCAAUGUCAUGAUGUACAAAGCUUUGUUUAAGAAUAUUUUCUGCCCAGCCGAUUGGCUGAGAGAGUAGAGCGAUUUAAAAAAAAAAAAAAAAAAAAAAAAA